AUGCGUUUCACUCAGCUUUUGGCAGUAGUUGCUGCCGCCAGUGGCAUAGCCGGUGCACACCCUGGCCAUGAUUUGACCGAAGAGAUUGCAGAGCGCAAGGACUUUCUCCGAUCCGUGCGAAGAGCGACGCUUGCUCACUGCGCAGACAAGCUCAAAGCCCGCGGCAUCGAGGCCAGCAACAUUGCUCGACGCUCCGCUGCUGUCGAGAAGAAGCGUGCCGCCAAGGGCAUCCAGCGCAGAGAUGCGGAUAGCGACCUUUCCACAUCCCAUAACAGCACCGACCUGGGCUACACGGAGAACACAUCCAUCUCACAGCUCUUCUCCAGCAACGGCUCCUGUCUUCUGACUCCCGAAGUGACCCAGGGCCCCUACUAUGUUGGAGGCGAAUCCCUUCGAAAGGACGUCACAGACUCGGAGCCCGGCAUUGAAAUCACGCUCGACUACCAGGUCAUCGAUGUCGACACCUGCGAGCCCGUGCCCAACGUGUACGUCGAGAUCUGGCACUGCAACUCCACCGGCGUGUAUUCCGGCGUCGUCGCCAACGGCAACGGCGACUCUUCGGACUCGUCCAACCUCGACAACAAGGCCUUGCGCGGCAUCCAGGCCACCGACACCGACGGCGUCGCCCAGUUCCAGUCCAUCUUCCCGGGCCACUACACCGGCCGUGCCACCCACAUCCAUGUCAUGGUGCACACCAACGCCACGCUCUACGCCAACGAGACGCUCGGCAACGACGUCUACGCGAGCCACGUCGGCCAGGCCUUUUUCGACCAGGACCUCAUCGCCGCCGCCGACGAGGUCGCGCCGUACAGCACCAACGAGCAGACGCUGACCAAGAACUCGGCCGACAGCAUCCUGUCCGAGGAGGCCGGCACCGACGGCGUCGACCCCUUCAUGAACUACGUCUACCUCGGCGAGGGUCUGGACGAAGGCCUGUUCGCGUGGCUGGCGUUUGGCAUCAACACGACGUACUCGAGCGAGGUGACGCCGGCGGCGUUUGUGUACGAGUCGGGCGGUGUCGAGAAUGCGAAUGGAGGCAUGGGCGGCGGUCCAGGUGGCAGCGGCGGUCCUCCUGGCGGUGGUAGCGGAGGUCCUCCUGGCGGUGGCAACGGCACAGGACCUGGUGGCAACAACGGUACGGGUACAACGCCCUCUGGAACUACCUCUUCGGGAGGCACCCAGACUGGCACGGCGGGAACUGGAACUCCGACUCUGAGCAACCAAGUUCGUCAUUGA
This is a messenger RNA of Akanthomyces muscarius, 1236 nucleotides long. RefSeq lists its product as uncharacterized. The transcript has 3 exons. Bases 1 to 1236 code for a protein of 411 amino acids. The record is from RefSeq and is a predicted model, not a curated record. NCBI's taxonomy places the organism in Eukaryota, Fungi, Ascomycota, Sordariomycetes, Hypocreales, Cordycipitaceae. Gene Ontology annotation, molecular function: oxidoreductase activity, acting on single donors with incorporation of molecular oxygen, incorporation of two atoms of oxygen; ferric iron binding.